UGUACGCGGACCCGCGAAAGCUUAUGUUUAUGGUGCUCCUUGCUCCUCCAGGUACGGGUACAAGCCGAAACACGACCUCUGGGAGGCCUACCAGCGGAGGUUUGUGAACAGCGUCAGCACGGCGGACAGUGCAGAUGACUUCCAGAAGCUCUUCCUCGGCUCCUACGAUGAGAACUUCCAGGGCGUGCCGCUUCUCGUGAGCGAGUACCACGCGCAGAACCUGUGGGUGGACCAGGGCAGCGACCUGGAAGCCAUCCUGAAGGUGGCGGCUAGCGGCGACAGCAUGCUCACCGGCAUCCUCUUCUACGAGUUUCAGGUCCGUUACGACCUGAAGGACCAGGAUCUAGAAUUCGGCAUCUUUGGCCUGGGCGACAAAGCGAUCGCCAAGUUCAACUUCGGCACGAGCAUCUACAGUUCCUGGUGCCUGGACCCGGCAGAGCAGGAGGGGUCGCAGACCCCCUUGUUCGAGGCCGUCCAGCAGGCCUUCGGUGGCCGCGGCCUGCAUCGCUCGCAGCUCUGCGCGAGCUCGGGCCUGGGCGACGAGGAGCUCGAGGACUCCAACGCGUCCUGGGACCCCAACGCCUCCGAGUCGACGACGGACGCGGUGCCCCCGCCCGGCGAGCCGGUGGAGCCGGCGACCACGCUGCGCGGGUUCCUGACGCUGAGCGCGGGCGCUGGCGCGGGCCUGGACGAGGACCGCGUGGCGGGCGCCGUGCAGGUCACGCUAUCGGUGUGGCUCAACCUGAGCGCCCAGCAGGUCGGGACUUCAGUCCACGCGUCCUCGAGCCCGCUGGCGCCCUCCAUGGAGUGGCAGGUGUCAUACAGGGUCGACGUGCCGGACUCGAGGUACCCCUACACCAGGCUGGUGAGCGACGCCAUCGUGCAGCAGCCGGAUGCCUUCGAGGAGACCCUGCGGCAGCGGCUCGUCGAGGGCGGAGUGGAAGAGGCCGAGCUCGCCGGGAGCGCCUUCGGCAUCUCUGGCUUCACUGGCCUGCAGGGCCCCGAGCCUACUUCGACCAGAACUUCGAUCACCACCAUGGUCACCACCACGCAGACCACCACCACCACCAGGCCGUGGACGAAGCUGACGGGCUUCCUGUCGAUGGUUGCGACGGAGGCGACCAAGGAGCAGCUGGAGGAGGUGGUAAGGUCCUCCCUCGGCAUGCGGCUGAACAUCCCAGCGAGCCAGGUCGUGGAGAUCUCGGUGUUCCCGGAAGACCGGCGCUUGCUCGCCGUUGACGGCCAGACGCGGUCGGCGUCCGCGCGCCACACUUGGGACGCAUCCUACACCAUCAGGGCGUACGAAGGAGAGGUCGCGAGCGUGAAGAACCUGGCGCACUUCAUCGGCAAGGACCCCGCGACCUUCGUGUCUACGAUGCGGGGGCUGCUGGCGCAGAAGGGCCUGCAGGACUCGUCCCUGACGCCAGAGGCGCUGCAGGUGGUCGUCUUCUCCGAGCUGCUCGGGGGCACGACCACUACGGUGACGAGGAGCACGGGGACCACCACCGCCGCCGAGGGCCCCGCCGCAGAGCCGGCGGCGCCAGAGGAGCCCGUGGACGUGCCCCUGGACGACUCGAUGUCCGAGCCCGACGUGGCUGUGCCGGAUAGCGAGGAGGGCGGGGAGCCGGGGGCGGGUCUCGAGGUGGACGGUCUGACGUUCGACUGCCACGACGGCGAGGCGGUGUGGACGAGCGGGUGGUCGCCGUACAAGAUCUCGUGGUGCUGCGAGCACGAGCAGGUCGGAUGCGAGGCGACGACCUCGUCCGACCCGUACGACUGCCAGGCCGGGCUGUCCAACUGGGAGCGGGGCUGGUCCGCCAGCAAGAUGGCCUGGUGCUGCAAUCAUAGGCAGCUCGGGUGCCAGACCACGGAGGCGCCCUCCGACCCGUUCGACUGCAGCGCGGGGUACGCGCACUGGCAGCGGGGGUGGUCCGAGGGCAAGACCUCCUGGUGCUGCGAGAACAAGCGCCUCGGGUGCGACCCGAACGAGGAGGGUCCAGGUCCUGCUUAGCAGCCUUGGCCGCCAGAAUUGGGUGCGGCCAGCGCGGCCACCCUGCAAGAAGGGCGCCCUCAUAGAAUAUGACAGCGCCAGCAGGAGGAGGCUAAUGCCACCCCCCGCGCACCGCAGCAGGCAGAGGGGGAGGCCCCCUCCUCCUCCUCCUCCUCCUCCUUCUCCUCCUCCUCCUCCUCCUCCUCCUCCUUCCUCCUCCUCGUUUCUGACUCUGACCCGAACCGCGCGCCGCCCUUGUGUGACCGCCUUCUCCGCCUUCUCCAGGCAAAUUCGCCUCCUACCCGCGACGCCCACCUGUCUAUCGCAAUGGGCGCGCGACAGUGUCAGCAGCGCCCGAGCACUCCCGCUCCGCUCUCCUCCGCGGCGGCGCACCCGGCGGCGCGGUGCGGCGCCGCGAAC
Messenger RNA from Prorocentrum cordatum, 2410 nucleotides. Lineage: Eukaryota; Dinophyceae; Prorocentrales; Prorocentraceae. The record is from the annotation of a GenBank genome assembly.